Molecule: messenger RNA, 3988 nt
Organism: Ictalurus furcatus (blue catfish)
Lineage: Eukaryota; Metazoa; Chordata; Actinopteri; Siluriformes; Ictaluridae
Gene: slc25a44b
Product: solute carrier family 25 member 44b
Exons: 4
Coding region: 1027-1977 (316 amino acids)
Biological process (GO): transmembrane transport; branched-chain amino acid catabolic process
Cellular component (GO): mitochondrion
Molecular function (GO): branched-chain amino acid transmembrane transporter activity
Source: RefSeq, a predicted model, not a curated record
GGUAGCUCCAUACUAUAAGGCGAGGAGAAGAAAGGGAAAGAUGACUGUGUCUUUGUGGAGGCUCAAGACACAUGGUAGACAUUUUAGCCAGUAUUGUAGGCUACUAAAAAUUACACUUCAAGUUGGAAAAAAAUCCCACAAUUGUUUUUUUUUUUUUUUUUAAAAGAAGAUCCUGUAUUCUAAUAAUAGAUGACAAAUAUUCUCAGAUGUUGUGCAGUAUGGUCCAUUUCCAUACUUUAUGUUACCACAGCAAUCCUGUAAUCAUUAUAACAGUCUAAACGGAUGUUUAGGGUAGAGUAGAAAGCCUGGAAACCUCGGUAGAAUUUAUUUAUAGAAAACUUAUUAAAAAUAAAUGGGUUUAGCUGAGCAUAUGCGUUUCAUUGUUGGUUAUUAUUAGUGUGAUAUUCAGGGUGACGUCCAAUUGACUCCCUAUUGUUCAUAUUUGAUAUUGUUUAGUACAAUAGGCUAUAUAGUGCACUUAUUUAGUAGGUAGAGUCAAGCACCCCUAUUUCUAUUUUCCAACCCUAGGCUCUUCUGUAUUAACUUUCUCAGCUUAGAGACUAUGUCCCCUAUCUAAAUCUUAUUUUAAAUAGUCUUAGAUUGUAUCAGCGUCAGGCUAAUAGUAUACUAGUAGCUAUAUCAACAAAUGUCUCUGUUUGGAGUGUGUCUUAGUGUGCUGUGUAUAAUUGAUUUCAUUUAUUAAUAUUUCAGAUUUUUAUGUACAUCAUAGUUCAAAGGUUGAUAGUCAGGUAACACAGGUAAAAUUCAUUUAUUUUAAAUAAUGUUUUAGAAUUUCUUUGCGGCUCCCUGGCGCCAUCUGGCGGCCCCUAGGUGGAUGACCACUGCUUUAGGAUACAGCCAUGUGAACUUUUUUGAGGCUGUAACCGUCUGCUGCUGCUCCAUUGAAUUUUUAUACAAGCUGUAAUGGACCGGUUAUUUGUAAACACUCCAAUGUCGUUUAGUUAACAUAUUUUGCUGCAAGGUGGACAGGCCUGAGGCCGUCACUCGGCGCUCCAGGCAGAAACCAUGCAGCAGAAAAGGAACAUCCAAAUCAUAGAAUGGGAGGACUUGGACAAGCGCAAGUUCUACUCUUUCGGUGUCUUCAUGACCAUGACCAUCCGUGCUACGGUCUACCCUGCCAUGCUCAUCCGCACCAGGCUGCAGGUUCAGAAGGGAAAAUCUCUCUAUAUUGGCACCUAUGACGCUUUCCGGAAAAUCCUGCGAGCCGAGGGGAUUAGGGGACUUUACCGGGGUUUCAUGGUGAACACCUUCACGCUUAUAUCAGGGCAGGCAUACAUCACGACGUACGAGCUGGUGAGGAAGUACGUCUCCAGUUACUCCAAGGACAACACUGUAAAGUCGCUGGUGGCAGGAGGGUCAGCAUCGCUGGUGGCCCAGAGCAUCACAGUCCCCAUCGACAUGAUCUCUCAGCAGCUCAUGAUGCAGGGUGAAGGGGAGCAUCUGACACGCUUCAAAGUCAAACCAAAAGCGACAUCUGGAGCGAAGCACAGAGUCACUUUUGGCCAGACGAGAGACAUUAUAGCUCAGAUAUUUGCAGCAGACGGGUUCCGUGGGUUUUACAGAGGAUACGUGGCGUCUCUUCUCACAUACAUACCCAACAGUGCAGUCUGGUGGCCUUUUUACCACUUUUACGCUGAACAGCUCUCCAAAAUGGCACCAAGUGACUGCCCACAUUUAGUACUGCAAGCCAUGGCUGGACCACUAGCAGCUGCCACUGCCUCCACAGUCACCAAUCCAAUGGAUGUAGUCCGAGCCAGGGUUCAGGUUGAAGGCAGGACGUCAGUCAUUGAGACUUUCAAGGAGCUGCUCAGAGAAGAAGGAUUCUGGGGGAUGACCAAGGGUCUCUCUGCCCGCAUCAUAUCCUCCACUCCUACAGCAAUAGUCAUGGUGGUCGGCUACGAAACUCUGAAAAAACUAAGUCUCCGGCCGGAGCUGGUUGAUUCCAGACACUGGUAAAGGAGCAGUCAUGUCUCCGCUGUCUCAUCAGUGAUUUCCUCUGUUCACAUCUUGCCUCAUGGCUUUUCAAAGUGUCGUUGUUGUAAUUUUAUAAUCGAUGCUAAAGAUAAUGUUUUAUUUGUCAUUAAUGUAAUUGAAUGUUUUAAGUGAGAAAUGCUGCUCAGGUGGCUGAGGAACUCUGCUUGCUUGAAAACUGUCAAAUAUUUAAUUGGAUGGAGGGGAACUUUUAUUGUGUAUUUUAAUGUAUUUUAUUUUGCUACAGACUAGGUAUUUGAGAAGUUUGUUUUAUUUCAGUGGGGUAACAUUUAUUUCAGGAUUGUUGUAGGUGGUACCUGCUACCUGUCCUUUGCCACUUGGUGUUCAGUACUACACUGGAUAAUGCUCCCACUUACAUUUCUUUACAAUUCUUAUUUCUAAUCAUGUGAAGAGUGUCUAAUUUUUAAAAGGUAAAAGCAUACUGGUUGCACAGGAUCUGUGAGGAAAUUUGCAAAGUGUGAGAUUGUAAUGCUCUCAAAAUUCACUAUAAAUAUAAACCUGUCAGAACAUUCCUGUCAGUGUCACUCAGUUUAACUCAAAUUACAUUUAGCAGAAGCUUCAGAUUUAAAAGUGAGCCAAGUAUAUAGUUGAGGAAUUGAGAGUUUAAGGCUCUGCUUAUGGGACCAACCAUGUCAUUAGUGUAGAACUUUAACUAUUGAACUACAUUGGCCCUAAACAUAACAUUAGGGAGUAAAGAUGGUAUACUAGUGCACUUAACCUCAGCAUAAUUGCUCCUGAAAAAUGUAGAGUCAGUGUUUAGUCUAGUCUAAACUGACUUUAUAGCAUUUCGCAAAAUAUCCAGUAGAGGGCACAUAGACUGCACUUUGAAGUUGCAUCCAAUCCAAAAGCAAUCGAAUCCCACUAGUACAUCAGUAAUAGUGUGGGAUUAUGCUGGUGCGGCACGUCAUUAAAACCUAUUUUCAUUUGGUUUUCAUUUUAAAUUGACAAGCUUGAGUGUAUACCUCUGGUAAAAGGCUUAUUAGUAUUAAUGAGUUCUAGUCUAGUGUAACUUAUUAAUGAGUUCUAGUGUAUUGUCUAAGUGCACAAAUACACAGCUACAGAUAGAAUGUCUUUUUGCCACACCUGAUAGAAAAGCAUCUCCUUCCAGCACCCACUCACACAGAUGCCUGCAGCUUCAAUCUCUGAGCAACUGCACAGACUCCCGUGGUGCUGUUUUAUGAAAUUGCCUUAGCCAACUGAAUGAACUUUCAUUCCAGUCUGAUUUAGUGCUCCGUUGGAGAGCAGGGAAGUGAGCUUCCUCAAAUCCGUACACCUCAUUGUGUGGAUAUAGUGCCAGCCUGUUGGAAAAGUGCUUCAUCCUUGGGUCUCAGACCAAGAAAAGGCCAUGUGUUUCUUUCUCAGCUAAUGCACAAUGACACACAGAGUAUGGAAAAAUAUGGGGGGCGGGGGCGGAUAAUAAGAUGAAUGAAUGAAAAUUCAUCAGAAUGAUUCACUAAAGACAAAUACUUCAGUACUUGUCUAGUCACUUCACCUCUCAGCCUCUAAAUUAGUGCUGGUAUCAAUUCAUUCACCUUUAGUAAGCAUUUUAUCCUGGUCAUGGUGGUGGUGGUUCCAGAGUGAAUUCAAGGAACACAGGAGUGGGAGGAAACCGGAGAACCCGGAGGAAGCCAUGUGAACAUGGGCAGGACCUGCACAUAAACUACAAACAGAACCUGAGUUCAGGAUAGAACCUUGGAGGCAACAACACUACAUGCUGUAUCGCUGUGCCAGCCAUUUGAUAUAUUUUGGAUUUAUCUGUGGCACAGAAAGUGUUUAAACUGUAAUAAAACAUAAGAUGGAAGGAACACUAGAUAGUGAAACCCCUUUGACUUGCAAUAAACCCUUCUAACACACAGUGUACAUUUUCAUCUCAUGUUCAAGGCUUCCCAAUGACUCAAGUCCUCAUCACUGCUUGCUUCAUUUCUAGUGCUUUGAAUAAAAAAAAAAUUAAUUAAUAAGAAGAUAAAUUUAAAUA